This is a messenger RNA of Aspergillus bombycis, 3723 nucleotides long. RefSeq lists its product as uncharacterized. The coding region runs from base 1 to 3723 and encodes 1240 amino acids. The record is from RefSeq and is a predicted model, not a curated record. The transcript has 6 exons. Lineage: Eukaryota; Fungi; Ascomycota; Eurotiomycetes; Eurotiales; Aspergillaceae.
AUGCCUGUAUAUCAACAGUCACAGGAUGGUACUCGGUAUCCGCUCGACUAUAAUGAUGUGAAUUUCGCCGCAAAUUCUCUCCCCGGACUAGGAGCUUCUGGACCGUCUGGAUCAUUGCCACCACCUCCUUUCCCUUUCAUGGGCAAUUUUGCCCAUUCGCAAUUUCCUCCCCCUCCCUUCCCUCCUAUGCAAAUGCCGCCGUUGAGAUACCCGCCAAUGCCAGUCUCUACUGCGCCUAUAAAUACACCUCCUGGCCGCCCUCUGACGAGUGACUUUCAACCCAAUUCGGGCUCCGUGACUAAUAAUCAUCCGCAGGUCAUGACCUCAUCAGCCCCCAAGGAGGAUUUGGAACGAGAGGAAGGUGAACUUACUGAUAGGGAAGGGGACUGUUCGCAACAAGGAAUAGAGUCGCGCCAUAGUACCAGCCCCCCGUCUUCCAAACCGGGACCACGACAAAGCACUACUCUCCAAAUGGUAAAUGGGAAAGGAGAUUGGGCGAACAAAACGAACUGCAAUGGCCAUGUGCCGAAAGGCUCUCGAUGUGUGUCAUCGGAGGUCGAGGAGGGUGAAGCUUCUUCAACUAGUUCAAACUCGUUCAGCCGAGACAGUGGAUCCCCAUACAACCCCCCAAUGUCAGUCAAUGUCGAGCCGUUUGUCCCCGCAGGUAGAAUAGCCGACGAAGCUACUCCGAAACCGAUCGAUCAAGACCUAUCUGCGAAGUCCGUGUUUUCCCCGCCUACAACAGACCCACAAGUGAUAUCCAACUGUGGAAAGUCUCCUGCGCAGCUGCGAGUACAGGCGCAGGGUGCCCUUCUUAGUUUAGCUCCUCAUAAUAUUCGAUACGGUGAGCUCGUUGGGGAAGGUAUCAAUCCAAUGGUACUAAGGCAACUUUACGAAGAAGUGGGGAUCAAGGUCCCCACGCCGCAGCCGGAUACUAUAUCAACUCAAGAAUCCUCACUAGCUUCAACACCGCGCGAUCAUUCUUUCAGAGAUCUCGCAGCUUCGAUAGAAACUGCUGGACCAGGGGAGAAACCCGCAGCAGAAGCCGUAAGGGUGGACAAUGUCACGCACUCCACUGGAUUAGUGGAAAACGCGCCAACAUCCACCCCUCCAUCUCAGCCAUGUGCUGCAAAACCCAUGGAACGUAAAGAGGUCAUUGCACGUAUGCUGGCUGCAAAGGCUGCCAAGUCUACGGGAGCACCAACAUCACCUUCAGGGGACGUGACUAAAGAAGCACAGACAUCGGACAGCUCGACUACAGAUGCUGUCAAGGUUGGUGACACCAGCGUUGCCACAGAAGUACCCGUACAAGAAAAGGAGGUUCGCGUCAGGGAAAAGAAUAAAGCACAAACGGAGUUGGCUAGGCAACGAAUCGAGCAACUCAAGAAGCAGGGCCUAAUGAGACUACAGCAAAAGUCAACCUCAGGCGACGUAUCUCCAAGUAAUGACCAGCCGAACAUGAAAUCAACUCGCGAUCUUACACCAACCUUGAACUCAUCAUCAAUACAACACCCCCUUCCUGAGCGUCCCCCUGAUCCUGAAACAGGUGCUUUUGCACGCAUCCCUGGAUUGUUCAUGACUGAAGUAGCUCAGGCGUCACAUGACGACCCAUCAACGACGCCUACCCAAGGGCUUCUAGUUGAUUCCACCCCGCAGCCUCGCUUUAAUCAACGCAAGCGCCCGCGAGCAUCUGAUUUUGACGAGCCUGUUCCUUUGCCUAGGAAUACUUCUAACAAUGGAGUGAAUAAUAGUGUCUCAGGCGAUAGGCUUGUCAUUGACAUCAGCGAUGAUGAUCUAUAUGGGGAUGACGAAGACGAUGCUAUGGAUAUUGAGACUUUCCAAGAAAAUGAUGUUCAUUCAGUCCCCGAAGGCCAAGCAAGGACCUAUCUUCUUGCGGAGUCCCUCCCGCCGAGACCCGUGACAUCGUCAAGUCAAGGGUUGUCGUUGUCUGCGACCCCACAAUUUCCAAGGAACAAUGAUCAAGAAGACCUCCGUAGGAAAGACCUUGAAAUACAAGCAAUGCACAGGCGGAUUGCUGAGCUGGAAAACCGCAAGAGAGCAAAAUUAGCUGCCAGUCGUACUCAGUCCCCUCGUGCGGCGGACUCGGAAUCAUCGCCUCCUGAAACAUCCGUGCCAACUGAUACUGAAGCUCGUGAGACACCCACACGGGCUGCACCAGUUCCCGCUGGGUACAAUUCUUCGCAAGUGGAGACCAUGGACGCUUUGCCAGAAAGUACAUCAUCCACCCCUAGCCAUCAUCCUACUUCAAACGGCCUUUCAUGCCGUUUGGGCUCCAUGGACGCCGAGCAACUGAACGACAUGAAGUUGAAAGUGUUGCGGAAAAAAGAGAUUGAAUCCGGGGUUCCUGCCUUGGACGCAGAAAUAGAAAGGUCUGAGACAAGGCUAGCGCGAUUCAAUCUCGAACAGGAGAAGCUUCUGUUAGAUAUCACGAGGGGAAGAGAGGGUCGACAGCAACUCUUAGAGGAACUAAGCAAUCUUAACAUAGAGCUCGACGGAGUGUCAUUGGAAGAGGUGGAAUCAGCCCUAGGAAGGCUAACAACCAUGCAGGAACCCGCAAAUGAAGCCCAAGAUCUGCAACCAAAUUCGCCAGAUGAUAAAGACGUCGGAAUAUCAAGUGGCUCCCAAGUUACGACCCAGCUUCAAGAACAAAAGGGUUCUAUUGAGGAGCCAUCCGUCGAUGCCUCAGCCGAUACAGCCAAACCAUCACUUCCGUCCGAUAUCACUGCGGGCCAACAUGACGUAUCUGAAGCAAGUAGGGAAUCAACACCAACGUCUUCCUCCGAUUCCACAGGGUCAUCUAUGGAUGAAUCUAGUGAUGAAGAUAGCGACGACAGUGAUGACGUUAGUGACGAAUCUACAUCCGCUGAGCAAGAAGAAUCCAACGCCCAUUCUCCUGUGCCGGACAUCCCUAUGUCAGAGGUCUCGGACGGUGUAGAACAGAUUAACCAAGUGGAACCAAGUCCGUUGAGCGAAGGGCAUCAUGAUCCCCUACCAGGCCAACCUCAAGCCACGAACGCGACAGACCAAUCUGACAUGUUUUCAAGGUCUAGUGAACAAGAUAUUGAAAUGACUGAAGAUCAGGCUUCUGAUAAAUCUAUGGUUUCAGAGGCCUAUGAGCCCCCAGAACCGGAAGGAAAUGCAAGCCCAGCUGACUCGGUUUACUCACCCCCUUUAGUCCAGCUUCUCCUGGCCCUGUUGAGCCCACCGUUCCUAGUUCCCCAGUGCACAAACCGCAGAACACUGCUAGUUGGCCUUCUGGAUAAUGCUCGACAGCCGGGAGUUUCAGACCAUAUGUUCUCGCCUUACAUUAGUCCAUUGAAAUCUUUCAAGGCUUUCCGCUACCAUCCAAAAUACACUGAUGAGGUUACGGGUGGCUAUCGUUCCCUAACCUAUAGCCACAAUAUUGACCCUAUGGUGUACAUCUGUCCUUUUGAAGGGGCAGGCGGUGUCUGCAAUGACCGGUCCUGUGAAUUUCAACAUUUUCGUGAUAUGACUCUUAGCGAUGACAAAAUCCUUGUACAGAUGGGAUCUCUUCGAGAGGGAAAAACGCCAGAAGAAAAAGACAACUACAUUGCUGGUUUGAAAAACAUCAUCAACGACAUGCGGCGCGACAAGGUGAAAGAUUUUAACACUGUGGCCACGGAGAUAGCCGCAUACCGUAGACGCUUCCUCCAGGAUCCUUCACGAGUCUUACCCUUGUAA